AUGGCACUGGUUGACGACUUUGAAGUGGCACCAAAGAGGACCAAAGCCCCCCACAUUCUGUAUGUCCAGAAGUUCCGGGAGUUUCACGACACUGGCUGGCGACUACAGCGAGCACCAAAAAACGACCAAAGCUCCCCAAAUUUUCUGCAUGCCCAGGUCCAGCCCAUGGCAUCAAAAAGAUCAAAACUCCCGAUCUUCUGCAUGCCUAGUGCCAGAGGUUUCAUGGCACUGGGAGACGACUUUGCAAUGGCAUCAAGGAGGACCAAAGCCCCCCCCCCCCCCCCACAUUCUGUAUGUCCAGUACCGAGAGUUGCAGUUUCACGGGACUGGUUCAAAAAAAGGACCGAAAUUCCCAAAUCAUCUGCACGCACAUUCCGAACCCUGGGAGUUUCGUGGCGCUGGUUGACGACUCUCAGGCAAUGGCAUCAAAACCCCAUCUUUCCUGAAUGCCCACGCCCAGUCCCGGGAUUUCAUCUCAACAACGCAUUGCAGCUGUACUGGCCAUGGCCGAUGACCCUGCAAUGGAUGUCAAAGGGACCAAACCUCCCAGCACUCCUGAGCUUCUGCAGACGCAUUCACGUGGAUAUAGGAGACCAAGAGGCGUUGGGAUUUUUCUGUUUUAACGAUGCUGACGGCUUCACAAACAAGCAUUGGACCAUAUAUCGGACCAUGUCUGCCUACAUAGCUACAUCUGUCAACGUGCAGCUUCAGGCCUAUAACUUUCCACUGUCCUGA
This is a messenger RNA of Morchella importuna, 735 nucleotides long. RefSeq lists its product as uncharacterized. The coding region runs from base 1 to 735 and encodes 244 amino acids. The transcript has 5 exons. The record is from RefSeq and is a predicted model, not a curated record. Lineage: Eukaryota; Fungi; Ascomycota; Pezizomycetes; Pezizales; Morchellaceae.